AUGACACUGAUAGUGAACGCGUCUGAAAGCCCUGAAUCUAGAAACGACGAAGUGCCGACGUGUCUCGAAACAGCUCUUUUGGUGGGCCCUUUGCAAGUGAAUUUCAGUAACCCAGUGACUCUGGAAAUGGUACGAGAGGAGAAUCCUGAGCUUCAGGAAGGGGGCCGCUGGAAGCCCUACUGUGCCCUACAGAAAGUGGCCAUAAUCAUCCCCUUCAGACACAGAGAAGAACACUUGAAGUUCUAGCUCCACUACCUCCACCCCAUUCUUCAGAGGCAGCAGCUGGACUAUGGUGUCUAUGUCAUCAAUCAGGAUGGAGAAACCAUGUUUAACAGAGCCAAGCUGUUGAAUGUGGGGUUUGCUGAAGCUCUGAAGGAGUAUGACUAUGAAUGCUUCAUCUUUAGUGAUGUGGACAUUGUCCCCAUGGAUGACCGAAACAUCUACAAGUGCUAUAGCCAGCCCAGGCAUCUCGCUGUCGCCAUAGACAAAUUUGGUUUUAGGCUACCCUAUAAUCAGAACUUUGGUGGUGUUUCAGCUCUUAGCAAAGAGCAGUACAUGAAAAUAAAUGGCUUUCCCAAUCAUUAUUGGGGCUGGGGUGGAGAGGAUGACGACAUAUACCACAGGGUGAGAAUCAAGGGAAUGUCACUCUCCAGACCUAAUGGAAAAAUAGGGAGAUGCCGAAUGAUCCGUCACAAAAGAGAUUUGCACAAUCAACCGAAUCCCAAAAGGUUUAAUAAUAUAGCACAUACAAGACAAACAAUGGAAACUGAUGGCAUCAAUUCUUUGAAGUACCAAGUAGUGAGAAUUGAAAAGGAUCAGCUGUUCACUAAAAUCACUGUGGAUAUUGUGACACCAUGAUGUAAAAAGUACAGAACUACAAAAACUCCACAAACCCCACAUUUUCUCUUUAAGCAGUCGUUGGACCGUUAUUUUCAUUGCUGGGGAUAGCUGAGGAUGCAUCUUGCAACUAGACAGCUACUACUUCAGUUUGUGACAAAUGUACA
Alosa sapidissima (American shad) is the source of this 1004-nucleotide messenger RNA. Its product is annotated as beta-1,4-galactosyltransferase 1-like. The record is from RefSeq and is a predicted model, not a curated record. Gene Ontology annotation, biological process: carbohydrate metabolic process; protein N-linked glycosylation. Lineage: Eukaryota; Metazoa; Chordata; Actinopteri; Clupeiformes; Clupeidae. Gene Ontology annotation, molecular function: cytoskeletal protein binding; beta-N-acetylglucosaminylglycopeptide beta-1,4-galactosyltransferase activity.